GAUGCCUGCCUUGUGCCGAGCGCUGUCACCUUUUCUGGGCUUGUUCAGAUGGACAGCCCUGCUUGGUCUUUAUGGGAGGCAGACCACACGGAGGAAACUGCACAGGCUCGGAAGACAGACCUGGGUUUCAAUCCCGACUCCACCUCGGGCAACUUAGGUAACAUCUCAGAGCCUCAAGGUGGCGAAUGGCAAGGGACAGGGGCUCUGAACUCAGAGGAAGCCGUUGCUUUCUGGGAUCUGGCUACAGCACAAAAGACGGUCUGCUCCAAGAAGGGUGUUCCAGAGGUUAGCUGGGAGUUGGAAGAGCCAAGGACGCCUCCGAGCUCUGGAUCUGCGGUCCUCUGUCUAUGCGUGCAGCGCCCAUGCCCAGCCUGUGAGCUUCCUCCUGGAGAGCAGCCAUGGCGCUGAGGAAUGUGCCCUUUCGCUCAGAGGUCCUGGGCUGGGACCCCGAUAGCCUUGCGGACUACUUUAAGAAGCUGAACUACAGGGACUGUGAAAGGGCAGUGAGGAAGCACCUCAUCGACGGCGCUCGGUUUUUGAACCUGACAGAAAACGACAUCCAGAAGUUCCCCAAGCUCCGGGUGCCGAUUCUCAGUAAGUUAAGUCAAGAAAUCAACAAGAACGAAGAGAGGAGGAGCAUCUUCACACGCAAACCCCAGGUCCAGCGGUUUCCUGAAGAGACAGAAAGCCAUGAAGAGGACAACGGGGGCUGGUCGUCCUUUGAAGAAGAUGACUAUGAAAGUCCCAAUGACGAUCAGGAUGGGGAGGAUGAUGGUGACUACGAGUCCCCCAACGAGGAGGAAGAAGCACCCGUGGAAGACGACGCCGACUAUGAGCCGCCACCCUCCAACGACGAGGAAGCUCUGCAGAGCUCCAUCCUGCCGGCCAAGCCUUUCCCCAACACCAACUCCAUGUACAUCGACCGGCCCCCGUCCGGGAAGGGCCCCCAGCAGCCCCCCGUGCCCCCCCAGAGACCCACGGCCGCCCUGCCGCCCCCGCCAGUCAGCAGGAACCACUCGCCACUGCCCCCACCCCAGUCCAACCACGAAGAGCCUAGCAGAAGCAGAAACCACAAAACAGCAAAGCUGCCGCCUCCUUCGAUAGACAGAAGCACAAAACCUCCCCUGGAUCGCUCAUUAGCUCCGUUUGACAGAGAGCCCUUCACACUAGGAAAGAAACCAGCGUUUUCUGACAAGCCCUCCGUCCCAGCGGGAAGGCCUCUCGGAGAGCCUUUAUCCAAGAUACAAAAGCCUCCUUUGCCACCAACCACGGAAAGACACGAAAGAAGUAGCCCCCUGCCAGGGAAGAAGCCACCUGUGCCAAAGCAUGGAUGGGGACAAGACAGAAGAGAGAAUGAUGAAGAUGAUGUGCAUCAAAGGCCUCUGCCCCAGCCAGCACUACUUCCUAUGAGCUCCAACACUUUUCCUUCAAGAUCUACCAAGCCGGGCGCCAAGCACUCUCUCCCAUCCUCUCACAUGCCUGGAGCUUUCUCAGAAAGCAACAGCAGUUUUCCGCAGAGCGCCUCUCUCCCGCCGUACUUCUCUCAAGGCUCCAGCAACAGACCACCUCUCAGAGCUGAAGGCAGAAACUUUCCCUUGCCAGUUCCCAACAAACCUCGGCCCCCAUCCCCUGCGGAAGAAGAGAAUUCAUUAAACGAAGAGUGGUACGUUUCUUAUAUUACCCGACCAGAGGCAGAAGCUGCUCUUAGAAGGAUAAACCAGGAUGGCACUUUUCUGGUUAGAGACAGCUCUAAAAAGACAAUAACCAAUCCGUAUGUCCUUAUGGUGUUGUACAAAGAUAAAGUUUACAACAUCCAGAUCCGUUACCAGGAGGAAAGUCAAGUUUACUUGUUGGGAACUGGGCUCCGAGGGAAAGAGGACUUUUUGUCUGUGUCAGAUAUUAUUGACUACUUCAGGAAAAUGCCACUUCUGCUAAUUGAUGGGAAAAACCGAGGUUCCAGAUACCAGUGCACAUUAACGCAUGCUGCAGGGUAUCCAUAGCAAGGCAGCCAAGCAAACGAGCCUUCCUCCUGCCUCUGUUGCCAACACGGAUGAUCAAUCAACUUUGGUCAAUGGACAAACACUCAGGACUGAAUCAAGACCCUCACCAUGAACACAAGGGUUUUGUCCUUUCCUUUAAAAGGUGUUUGCAAUGAAGACUGUCAAAUAUCCCAUAAUUUAUUUAUUCUUCUUCAAUGUUUGUAAAGUGCAUGAGUAAUAAUGUUCACAUUUGAAGUCUAGUAAUGCACUGUAAUAAUUCAUUUUUAAAAAUGUGUAUUUUUGAAUACCCACUUCAAAGUACAGUAGUUUACACAGCUACAGAAAUAAUUUGGGGCAAGUUUAAAAACACUGAAACAGUGAUAGUUAUUGGUAUCACGUAAAACUGAUUUUUUUUUAUAGCCAAACCUCUUGUCAGUCAGAGGCAUCAUUAGUUUUAUAAAUAUAAUUUAAAAGUUACUAAAAUUCAUUUUCUCAUCAGCAAUAAUUUAAGAGGCUUCAAAGAUAUAAUUUCAUUCCUCCUCAUUGGUGUUUCUUUUUUCUGGGGGAGGGGAUUUUUAUGUACCUUUUUAUGAAAGAUAAAUGCAUAACUUCUGGGAUUAAAAUUGUCUUUUGCUUUA
This is a messenger RNA of Lemur catta (Ring-tailed lemur), 2617 nucleotides long. It is a transcript of the gene LCP2, whose product is annotated as lymphocyte cytosolic protein 2. Bases 399 to 2000 code for a protein of 533 amino acids. The transcript is spliced from 22 exons. Gene Ontology annotation, molecular function: protein binding. Gene Ontology annotation, biological process: intracellular signal transduction; cell surface receptor protein tyrosine kinase signaling pathway. The record is from RefSeq and is a predicted model, not a curated record. Lineage: Eukaryota; Metazoa; Chordata; Mammalia; Primates; Lemuridae.